AUCCACCUUCCUCAUGCUUGUCCGGCUUUGGUCUUUAAUCCGUUGCUUACUCAUCUUAGUUAUACACAUCUCCGCGCUUGUGGCAACGCUCCGGAACCUUGAAUUAUAACAUCUAUUGAAAUCGCUCAAAGGCUAGUAUAUGGCAGAUUUCUCAAUUAUUGUCUUAUAUACAAAAAAGGGAAACCAACAUGGUCAUGAUGCCUUAUUCCCCGUAAAAUCUUGAUUUAGUAGGACAUAUCCUCAAUAUGACGUACAGGGCUUUCCCGCCUCGUUGGGCGCGGACCGUAUCGGAGGGUCUGCAGCCCCGGUUCGGAAAAUGUCGCACUGAGCCUCUUCGACGAAUCACUACUGCUGCUGCCGCCGCCGCCGUUCAGACCAUACCGGAGCCGGCGAAUCCGGUUGAGACGCCAACCGUUCCGUUCUCACGCCGCGAACUGCUGAAAGAUGCAAAGCCAUUCUCCGAUUUUCUUACCGACACUUUUCAUCGACAGCACGACUACUUGCGCAUUUCGCUUACGGAACGGUGUAAUCUUCGGUGUAUCUACUGUAUGCCAGAGGAAGGCGUCCCUCUCUCCCCUCCAAAGGAACUACUAACAACGCCGGAGAUUGUGAUGCUGUCAUCUCUAUUUGUUUCCCAGGGUGUGAACAAAAUCCGCCUCACCGGCGGUGAGCCUACUAUCAGAAAGGAUAUCCUAUCUCUGAUGGAGCAGAUAGGCGCCCUUCGGUCACACGGCCUCAGACAAAUCUGUCUUACGACUAAUGGUAUAGCUCUUCACCGAAAGCUGGAGAGAAUGGUGGAGGCCGGUUUAACGGGUGUUAACUUAAGCCUGGAUACGUUAGAUCCAUGGCAAUUUCAAAUUAUGACCCGGCGGAAAGGAUUCGAUGCCGUGAUGAAAAGCAUCGAGAGAGUCUUCGAGCUGAAUAAGCACGGGGCUGGUCUUAAGCUUAAGGUCAACGCGGUUAUCAUGCGAGGUAUCAAUGACCGAGAGAUUAUUCCUUUCGUUGAGAUGACUCGAGAGAAAGAUAUUGAAGUGAGAUUCAUCGAAUACAUGCCAUUCGAUGGCAAUAAGUGGAACAAGGGUAAAAUGUUCAGUUAUACCGAAAUGCUGGAUCGUAUUCGCCAGAAUUACCCCGGUCUCGAGAAGGUACGAGAUCACAAGAAUGAUACCAGCAAAACCUACAAGAUCCCCGGGUUUGUGGGUAGGAUUGGUUUUAUUACCAGCAUGACACAUAAUUUCUGCGGAACCUGCAACCGUCUCCGCAUUACAAGCGAUGGAAAUCUUAAAGUUUGUCUUUUUGGCAAUGCAGAAGUCUCGUUGCGAGAUAUAUUAAGGGAAUCCAAUGGCGGCGAUCCGAUCGACCAAGAAACUUAUGAGGCAAUGAGGACUAUAGCGAUGGACAGGCGACGGCGAAUAUCAGAAGAACCAGCUUCCUUUGGCAUAGCACCUAAUGAGCGUAAACUCUUGGAGGUCAUAGGUAUGGCUGUAAAGAGGAAAAAGGCUAAGCACGCGGGCAUCGGUGAAUUGGAACAUAUGAAGAAUAGGCCCAUGAUACUCAUAGAUUCGCAGCAAUAUAUCCCAGCCAAUCGCUCUCAAGUUUCGGCUUGGGAUACUAUCAAAAAUCCUCCUGUCGUACCGCUUGCUUCUAAGCAGCUUUCCCCUUGGCUGCUUAAAGUGCCAACCCGUUUCCUUAAUGGGCAGCAAUUACGAUGCUUCUCACUUAGCAGCUCACGACCUGAUAGGAAGCAUGACACAACUAGAUUGACACAUGUAUCUGAGUCUGGUUCUGCCCACAUGGUCUCUAUCUCAGACAAGACACCUAGCAAGAGAGUCGCCAAGGCAGCCUGCGGCGUCUAUUUUACAACCGAGUUGGCAUGCAAACUCAUAAAGGAGAAUCAAAUCAAGAAAGGCGACGUUCUAGGGGUGGCUCGCGUGGCCGGUAUUAUGGCUGCAAAGCGAACAUCUGAUCUCAUUCCGUUAUGCCAUCCCAUUGCUAUUACCAAGGUCACCGUAGAUCUUGUUGUGCUCGAAGAAGAGGAUGGCAAAAAUGGUCGAGUUGAGAUCGAGGCUACCGUAGCCUGCGAAGGCAAGACCGGGGUGGAGAUGGAGGCUCUUACGGCGGCUUCUACAGCAGCGUUAACUGUAUAUGACAUGUGCAAGGCGGUAGAUAAGGGGAUGAGCAUCCAAGGGUUGAGAGUCAUUCUAAAGGAGGGGGGUAAGAGUGGCCGUUGGGUAGAUGGAGCCCAAGAUGACUCGAUAGGACCAAACUAAUAGGAUCUAUACUUCAGACCUUCAUCAUGAACAUAUGUAACUAUAUUAUACACGCAUAAUAUGCCACUUCUACCAUUCCUACUAAUCAGCUGGCAUGUGUGGGUAGUCACCCCAUCGGUAUUAUUACGCCAAUAUCGAAUGAUAUUUGCUUGUGAAGCUCUUGCAGGAGAGGGCUACUGAGUAAG
Molecule: messenger RNA, 2455 nt
Organism: Daldinia decipiens
Lineage: Eukaryota; Fungi; Ascomycota; Sordariomycetes; Xylariales; Hypoxylaceae
Product: molybdenum cofactor biosynthesis prote
Exons: 2
Coding region: 246-2270 (674 amino acids)
Biological process (GO): Mo-molybdopterin cofactor biosynthetic process
Molecular function (GO): metal ion binding; GTP 3',8'-cyclase activity; 4 iron, 4 sulfur cluster binding
Source: RefSeq, a predicted model, not a curated record